AUGUUGGUGAAGCAGCUCGUCGAAGAAAAGAUACUUUGUACUUUGCUCUUGUCCAACGUCUCUGAUGAAGUUGUUAAGAGGAUGACUGAGCGUGUUGCCGAAGCCGACGAGGAAGUCUCCAGGCUCUAUGCUCUGACCCUUAUAGAUCAGGCCAAAGCUGCCCAGGGCGCAAAGCCCCGUAGGGUGGAGUCUGAGCAAGAAAAGGAGGAUUUCGACAAAUUCAAGGAUUUCGACAUCCAGGAUCGAUUUGGUCCAGAC
This is a messenger RNA of Perkinsus marinus ATCC 50983, 258 nucleotides long. RefSeq lists its product as hypothetical. The annotation marks the transcript as partial. The transcript has a single exon. The record is from RefSeq and is a predicted model, not a curated record. NCBI's taxonomy places the organism in Eukaryota, Perkinsozoa, Perkinsida, Perkinsidae.